AUGCAAAAAACGCAUCUUCACACGGGCAGCCCGUGCGUGGGCCAAUUAUUUUUUAUUUUUCAGCGCAACGUUGUUGCGCCUGUUGUGGAUUUAUCUGGAAGAAGCCGUGCGGCAGCUUCAGCAACAACAGCAUCAAAUUCAGCAGCAGCAAAUACAAGCUCGACCUUUUUGCGACCUCAUAAAGCAAUACCGCUCGGCGAGGGGCCACCACUCUCCUUCAUUCCGAAGGCGUUAAAAGAAGACAAAGUGUUUCUUUUUGGUGAAAUUUUGGUGGAGGAUGAAUACAAUCCGACAGCUCCAUCCGAUUAUGCCAAGCAAAAGCAGAAGCUGGACGAGAGGAAAGCGAAAGAGAAAAUUGCCAGGGAAAUUGCCGAACGAUUAAACAGGGAGCAUCAAGAGGAAAUUGCAAAGCGCGAGGCCGGGGCAGCAGUCGCACCCCCCAAAAAUCUCAUGGAAGAAGACGAGAAAGUAGAUCCGUCGGCUGUAGCCGCUCCUGGAAGUUCAGAGAAUUCCGAAAUGCUACCGCCACCAGCAUUCAUUCCCUCGUUUGGCGCUGGCAAAGGACUUGGUGUCGCCGCUAAUAUCAUGUCGAAGUUUGGUUAUAAGGAAGGUGCAGGCCUUGGACGAUCAGGGCAAGGGAUGAGUACAGCGUUGAAAGUGGAGAGGCUGGGCAAGAAUUCAGGAGUUAUUGUGAACGAGCAUGAACUUAACGCCAAAGGCAUGCGAUUUUUGCUUUUAAAAUGUGUUACAGCCGAAGCAGCAGCAGCGGCAGCAGCUGCAUCAACCGGUCCAGCGCCAUCAUUUCUAGAAGUACCGGCUGCAAAUCCGCCACCAGCGCCUGCAGAGGACGUUACGGAAGCCUUGAAGCAUUCUUCUCGUAUACUGAUGUUGCGGAAUAUGGUUGGGCCUGAGGAAAUUGACGAUCAGUUAGAACCGGAGGUGAAAGAUGAGAUGAAGAAGUAUGGACAAGUCAAUAACGUAAUCAUCUACAGGGUACGUCUUGCCAGAUGCCGAUUUGGGCUCUUUCAUCGUUCGUUUUGA
Molecule: messenger RNA, 1041 nt
Organism: Gongylonema pulchrum
Lineage: Eukaryota; Metazoa; Nematoda; Chromadorea; Rhabditida; Gongylonematidae
Source: the annotation of a GenBank genome assembly